AUGGCCUGCCAUCUCUGGGUCGUUUUCCCAGCUAGUGAUGGAGCUCUUUUGAGAUCUGGUUUAGAUUCUGCUCGCCUUUACUUCCAACAAAAGGAAGCAUACCCAUCUGCAGACCUGAUUCACACAAAUGAUUCUCAUGAGUGGUGCAAAACAUCUGGUUACUAUGCUGAUCCCCACCUAUGGCACGAAACGUAUGAUUACAGACCAGGCUUAACUCCUACAGAGCCCAGCAACGGAAUGGAGUUUCUUCCAGGUGCUUUACCUGACAUAUUUGGCUUGCUUGCUAAGGCAGCGCGAGGGGCCACAACACCACAUUUAACAACACAGGAUGAUGGCCAAUUGAUCAUGUUCCCUGACCAUGAGCACCAGGUUGAUAAAAGCUUAAUAUCUGUUGUAAAGUCAGAUAAGGCAGGAUUGCAUGUAAGAGAUUUUCAAGGUCGGUGGAUUCUUGUAGAUGGGGACCUUGGUCCUCAAGAAGCUGUUGUUUAUCCUGGACUUGCACUUUAUCAAGCGACUGCUGGUUAUGUCAAUCCUGCACUGCAUAGGACAGAGAUUAAUAAUAUGCCGGGUAACAUGUAUGGACGAUGCUCCUUGGCUUUCAAACUCAUGCCCAAAUCUAUGACCAGUCUCAGUUGCUCAGAGAUGAGAGCAGCUGGUCAUGGGGUUGAAGCUCAGUUCCAGCUUCCAGUACCAGUGGAUGACUUCAUGCAGAGAUCUCACCCAACUGAUCAGCUCUUUAACAGAAACACUUUUCAGAGUUUCAAUUUCCCCACAGCCCAAGAUGUUAUAAGCAGCUGAUUCUCAUUGAAAAUUAGUUCCCUCACCUUGAAGUAUUAAGUUGUUGCCAUCUGAAAUGGUUCUGCUUGUUUUCUCUUCUCACCAGAUUUUAAGUCAAAUUUCCUUUUGAUCCUUUUACUCUCCCCAACUAGUCUAGACAGACUAUUAUAUAUCUGUUUUUUACCAUUAUAGAUGUACUUAAGAUUGGAUCAAAAUGCUUAAGCUGCUUCUUU
This is a messenger RNA of Durio zibethinus, 1010 nucleotides long. Lineage: Eukaryota; Viridiplantae; Streptophyta; Magnoliopsida; Malvales; Malvaceae. The record is from RefSeq and is a predicted model, not a curated record.